Molecule: messenger RNA, 1101 nt
Organism: Symbiodinium natans
Lineage: Eukaryota; Dinophyceae; Suessiales; Symbiodiniaceae
Source: the annotation of a GenBank genome assembly
AUGCCCCCAGAUAUGCAGCGUCUUAGCAGCCAUGACAACGACCGCUGGGAUGUAGAGGUGCGUCUCGAUCGAGGCAUGGUAGAGAUCAAGUCCAUCCGCAGCGAAAAUGUCAUCGCCGUGCCGCGGAAUCAGGCUGCUGAGUGGCAGUUGGAGGAAGCCAGGUUUGGCGAGGAGCGCAAGCGGCGCGAGAAGGAAGACAAGCGCUGGAAGGAGGAGGAGGAGAAGUCCAAGCGCUUCAGCUCUGUGAGGACCGGGGUCUGCGAGAGGACGAUGAACGCCCAAGGCUUUCCCAUCAUGGACCCCACGGAAAAGCUGGAGGCAGAGAUGAGCUGCCUGCCAUUGGACCAUGAAGCCUUGUCUUUGCUCCGCAGACUCCGGCCGACGGAGGCCCUGCAUGUUCUUCAGCAGGUGAGCAUCCAGGGCAUCAACAACAACAUGUCCAGCUACAUCAAGAUCAAGGUUCGAUCCAAGUUGGGCGAUCCGGACAACACGGAUGAGGACCCAAAGAUGCCACAGCCCGUCCCGGCCAAGCCCGCGCCAGCACCGGCCAAGACACCGGCGACCCAGGCAGAGAAGAAGGAGGACUCGCAGGCGCCGCCCUCGGACAAGGCUCUGGAGAAGACGCCCAUGGACGAGGAGCCGAGCGAGGACGACUCGGAGGAUGAGGAUUUCGAUCUGCUUCCCGAAGAGAAGGACCCGACGCUCGACGCAGGAUACGUCGAGGCGGAGCCUACGGAGAAGCAGCUCGAGGCCCUGGCAAAGUGGAGGGAAGAAGCGUACACAGAGGUGGUGGACGGUGGCGGGGGCUCGGCUCUCAUCCUCGCGAAGCGAGGCGAGCUGCUUCUCAAGGAGAGGCGCCCCCUCGCGGCCAUCAAGGACUGUGGGGCUGCCUUGGCGCUCAACUCCGACCUGGGGAAGGCGUACCGCGUGCGCGGAAUUGCCCUUCGCAAACUGGGCCGGUAUCGCGAGGCCAAAGCCGACCUGGAUCAGGCGCAGAAGCUGGACUUUGACGAAGGCGUGAGCAUUAUUGAAAAGUUCGUCACAGAGAAGGUGCGCCUUGAAGAGAAGCGAGGCGCCAGGAAAAGGCGGCGGUUGCAGUGA